CACUGAUUGCAAUAUAUAUGAUUGGAGAAUCUUGAUAACAAUCAUACGACACCUUCCUCUUGCAAUGAUGGCAGGAGGCUCUAUCACAUAUUUUCAGCCCCUUGCCGUUCUCAUUCUUUCCUUAACCAUACCUAUAUCUACAAGAGUUGUAAUGGCGUCGCCACCGGCUGUCAAAGCAGCUUAUUGGCCUUCAUGGACGACGUUCCCGCCAUCAGCCAUAGAUACAAUCUUGUUUACUCAUAUUUACUACGCCUUUCUCAUGCCAACUGACACCUACAAAUUCGAAAUCUCAACUUCAACAGCUCUAGAGCUUUCUAAUUUUACCACCACCCUCCGCCGCAAGAAUCCACCGGUAAAAACCCUUUACUCCAUCGGCGGCGGAGGUACUGAUUCUCAUCUCUUUGCUCGCAUGGUUUCAAAUGAAAAGUCACGUCAAACCUUUAUAAAUUCAGCUAUAGAGACUGCCCGAGGACUUGGUUUCGAUGGGAUGGAUUUGGAUUGGGAAUUCCCUGAAAACCCAACAGAUAUGAAAAACUUGGGCGUUUUGUUUAUGGACUGGCGACGAGCUAUCAACUACGAGGCUAGAAAAACCCACCGUGCUCCGCUACUUCUCACGGCGGCGGUUUACUUCUCGGUCGACUUUUUCUUGGAUGAAGUGUAUAGAAAAUUCCCAGUAUGGUCGAUUAAUCAAAACUUGGAUUGGAUAAACGCAAUGUGUUACGAUUACCAUGGAAGCUGGGACACAUCAGCGACGGGGGCCCAUGCAGCACUUUAUGACCCAAACAGCAACAUAAGCACUAGUUAUGGGCUUAGGUCAUGGAUCAAAGCCGGUCUGUUUAGGAGCAAGCUGGUAAUGGGUUUGCCACUUUAUGGGAAGACAUGGGUGCUAAAGGAUCCGAAUUCGAAUGAGAUCGGGUCAGCUGCGAUUAGUGUGGGUCCAGGAGAUGUUGGGGUGCUUACGAAUGUGGAGAUUGAGGAGUUCAACAAGAAGAAUGGAGCCAAAAUAGAACAUGACAUGGAAACUGUUUCCACGUAUUCAUAUGCGGGUUCAGUAUGGAUUGGGUACGAUGAUUCUGUAUCAGCAACCUUGAAGGUUGGGUUCGCCCAGGCACUUGGGAUUCGUGGCUAUUUCUUUUGGGCUAUUGGCUACGAUAGCGAGUGGAAAAUCUCUAGAUACGCUUCAAGAGCGUGGGUUGUUGGUGAAUGAGCAAUAUGGGGCAAGUAGCAGUAGUAGUAGUUCCAAGUAGACUGUAGGCAGAGAGAUCUAUAAAUGGCGAUUGGAAGAUUGAUUUUAAGUUAUGCUGAUUCAAUGUCAAACCUGAUCUCUUUUUAUUUGUAUCUUUCAAAAUGGAAAUAAUAAAUCACUAGCCAACAAGCUUGCAAUC
Molecule: messenger RNA, 1385 nt
Organism: Gossypium raimondii (Peruvian cotton)
Lineage: Eukaryota; Viridiplantae; Streptophyta; Magnoliopsida; Malvales; Malvaceae
Product: class V chitinase CHIT5b
Exons: 2
Coding region: 65-1207 (380 amino acids)
Biological process (GO): carbohydrate metabolic process; chitin catabolic process
Cellular component (GO): extracellular region
Molecular function (GO): chitinase activity; chitin binding
Source: RefSeq, a predicted model, not a curated record